This is a messenger RNA of Eremothecium cymbalariae DBVPG#7215, 672 nucleotides long. RefSeq names its product Rrt8p (gene RRT8). The coding region runs from base 1 to 672 and encodes 223 amino acids. Lineage: Eukaryota; Fungi; Ascomycota; Saccharomycetes; Saccharomycetales; Saccharomycetaceae. The record is from RefSeq and is a predicted model, not a curated record. The transcript has a single exon.
AUGAUUAUAGGUCUCGUAAAUCCUCAGAUUUGGAUACAAGCGGUUGCGUUGUUGAUUAUCUAUGUUUUUACAUUCGUGGGGAUACUGGCAUUUCUUGUGGUUCUUUGGACGCCUGUAUUUUUACCGAUAUCCGUUAUUUUUGGCCCCGCAGGACCUUUGGGGUAUGUACUUACUUUAUAUACUAAUACUCAGUUCUUCACUACUAUGAUUGUGAACUCCAACUUGGCGACCCCAUGGCUUGACCAUACAUUAUCUACGAUGUUGAAGUUGCCGCUAUUACCCCCAAGCGCAGCUGCUACGCAACUCUCCGAGCCCAAACAGCCUGAUGCGCACGAAAUACUUAGUGUUAUGAGGAUAGUAUGCGGGGGGAUGGCCAUGAUAGUGGUGGUCGCAAUCCCAAUCGUGGGUCCGAUUAUGUUAAUGUUGGCCAUGAAUGUGAAGAUUGCAUAUGAUAACUUUGAGAGAUAUUUGAUCCUCCAUGGAGUUGGACAGGUGCAACGAAGGGAUUUAUUCUAUCAACACAUAAUCCAAUUUAUCUACUAUGGAGGAUCAUAUACCAUUCUGAGUUUUGUGCCUUUAUUUUCAGUAUGGGCAUUCGUAUGCUAUCCAAUUGGCAUAAAAGCAUGGGGCCGUAGCAACGCAAUUUAUGGACAAAAGAUGAGAAAAAACUGA